GCCAACAAGUGCUAACUGAGCCUUUCGCCGUGUAUAAUAUAUAUCUAUAUAUACCGGAGGGUGCGCCCCGAACAUGGCCUCAUCCUCUUGGACUUUCACUGCUGACCUGCGCACAUCCCUCACUCGCCUCCCGGCCGUCCGCCGAUCCCCGCCAUACGCCGCGGCUAUAUCGCGCCUGGUCGUCUCUGAUACUGGUUCUUGCUCGCUCAGAUUGAAUCGUGUUCCUAAAUUAGGCGUGAAUUCCAAGAAAUUUGAGUUCAAGGCACAGUCGUCGAUGGCUGGGAUUGCGACAGAGAAAGGCAAAGCGAAGGUACAGGUGUUCAAUUCAGAGGAGGAUCUAGCGGUGUCGCUGGCCAAAUACACUGCCGAUCUGUCGGAUAAAUUUGCCAAAGAGAGAGGUGCUUUCACCGUUGUGUUGUCGGGAGGUUCUCUGAUCAAGUCGCUCAGGAAAUUGGUUGAGCCUCCGUAUAUUGAUUCGGUGGAUUGGUCAAAAUGGCAUGUCUUUUGGGUGGAUGAGAGAGUGGUUCCUAAGGAUCAUGACGACAGCAAUUAUAAGCUUGCCUACGGUGGUUUUCUAUCGAAGGUACCAAUUCCCCAUGGAAAUGUCUAUGCGAUCAACGAUGCACUGUCAGCCGAGGGUGCAGCUGAUGACUACGAGACAUGUCUCAAACACCUUGUUAAGAUAAACAUAGUAGAUCAAUCUCAGGCCACCGGAUUCCCGAAAUUCGAUCUCAUGCUGCUGGGCAUGGGUCCAGAUGGACAUGUGGCUUCUCUAUUCCCCGGCCAUCCCCUUGUCCAAGAGAACCAGAAGUGGGUGACAUUCAUCAAGGACUCGCCAAAACCACCCCCGGAGAGGACAACUUUCACCUUUCCGGUAAUCAACUCCUCUGCAAAUAUCGCAAUGGUGGUGGCCGGGUCUGGUAAAGCCCAUCCGGUGAAGGUAGCCCUGGGGGAGGGUCAAAACUCCGAUUUGCUGCCUGUUCAAAUGGUUUCACCGGAUGGCGAGCUGACAUGGUUCUUGGACAACGGAGCAGCCUCGCAUCUGUAGGGCUGGCUGGCCAGCCAUGACUGGAGCUUUUGUGUCUUCCAAUAGCGUGUUUCUUCCUGUAUGCACUGCAGCUUGAUCAGUUAGCAUGUUAAUGUAAAAGAUUAGUAGUUUUCCAUGACUUGUUAUCGUUGUUGCCCAUCAACCAGCGAGGUUUUUCUUCAGCCUGGCCAUGCUGCAGGUGUCUGGGAGUGCCUGAAUAACGUGGGACAUGAAAACAAUCAUACAUUCUCUCUGAGGGUUCUUAACUUGGUGUAAGUUUUAAGUAAUUUCUUGUCAAGUUUGAGAUUCAUGGAUGUUAUCAUAAACAAAAAGUGAAUAUUUAGGGCUCCUUUUACUACAA
Diospyros lotus (date-plum) is the source of this 1388-nucleotide messenger RNA. Its product is annotated as probable 6-phosphogluconolactonase 4, chloroplastic. Gene Ontology annotation, biological process: pentose-phosphate shunt; carbohydrate metabolic process. Gene Ontology annotation, molecular function: 6-phosphogluconolactonase activity. NCBI's taxonomy places the organism in Eukaryota, Viridiplantae, Streptophyta, Magnoliopsida, Ericales, Ebenaceae. The record is from RefSeq and is a predicted model, not a curated record. The transcript is spliced from 3 exons. The coding region runs from base 74 to 1048 and encodes 324 amino acids.